GGGAAGAGCGAGGAGAGGGCACGGACCCUAGCAGCAGCCGCGGUGCCCGCCUCUAGCCGCGCUAUUGAGGAAGCGGUGCAAUGGGAGCAUCGAAAGGUGCUGCAGGAGCGGCAGAAGGAGCUCCUCUACUACGAGCGCUUGUUGACGGAGCAGCAACAGUUGUUGAAAGCGAUGAGCGCGCC
Molecule: messenger RNA, 182 nt
Organism: Nannochloropsis gaditana CCMP526
Exons: 2
Source: RefSeq, a predicted model, not a curated record